GUUAAGAGACCAAGUAGCUAGCAUUCAGAAAGUUGAAUUAAAUUUCACAUCGUUGAAAAUACUAUAAUUUUGCAGUUCUUUCAAUACUGCAAAUAAAGAGUGAACAAGGAGGUGCUAAAUUAACUUGCUAACGUCAUCUUGUUUAUAUUUGAUAUUGCUGCUCUGUUAGUGACAAAUUUACGUCUGAAAACACCAUCAUUCUAGUCCGAAAUGACGACAGCGGCGCGCCCCACAUUCGAGCCCGCCAAGGGAGGGUCGGGGCGAGGAGAGCGCGACCUGAGCGCCCUAAGCAAGCAGUACUCAUCACGCGACCUGCCUGCGCACACGCGCCUCAAGUACCGCGAGGCGGGCCAGACCACCGCUGAGGAGGUGCGUGGACGCGACCUGCGCCGCGAGCUGGAGGACAGAGAGCGCGCUGCUCAGGCAGAGAAGCGCGGCAACGCGCGGUCAAGGAACGAAGUCACGUCCAGCAGUGGUGGCACGUCCAGCUCGUCUGGCGCUAGUAAAAAACCCAGACUCGAUCAAAUCGCCCCUGCUAACCUUGACGCGGAUGAUCCGCAAGACUCUGAUUCCGAUGAUGAUUCUGAUUCUGAUGAUGAAAUGGCUCUCAUGGCGGAGCUUGAACAAAUCCGGAAAGAACGCAUUGAAGAGGAAACUAAACAGCAACAAAUUCGCCAUCAAAACCAAGAACGCAUCCGCAUGGAGAACAUCAUCAGCGGUAACCCUUUGCUUCACUUCAAUCCCACCAAAUCUGACAUGAAGAUCAAAAGAAGAUGGGAUGAUGACGUCGUCUUCAAGAAUUGUGCUGCUUCUGAGCCUGACAGUUCACAGAAAUCUUACAUAAACGAUUCCUUGAGAUCAGAAUUUCAUAAAAGAUUCAUGGAAAAAUAUGUAAAGUAAACGAGUGUCAUUUUCUAUGUAUGGUAGAUGUAAGAGUCUCGUACAACUUACUGUUAUUUUCUAACUUCUCCCUGAUUUAAGAUUUAUUGGACGUAUUAACGUCUGUCGAUAUCACAACUCAUUCGCGCUCGUAAGUAAAGCUUCUCAGUGCUAUCUAGUGAUUUG
Hyalella azteca is the source of this 1065-nucleotide messenger RNA. RefSeq names its product spliceosome-associated protein CWC15 homolog (gene c12.1). NCBI's taxonomy places the organism in Eukaryota, Metazoa, Arthropoda, Malacostraca, Amphipoda, Hyalellidae. Gene Ontology annotation, cellular component: catalytic step 2 spliceosome. Gene Ontology annotation, molecular function: RNA binding. The record is from RefSeq and is a predicted model, not a curated record. The coding region runs from base 211 to 900 and encodes 229 amino acids. Gene Ontology annotation, biological process: mRNA cis splicing, via spliceosome. The transcript has a single exon.